Penaeus vannamei (Pacific white shrimp) is the source of this 879-nucleotide messenger RNA. The record is from RefSeq and is a predicted model, not a curated record. Lineage: Eukaryota; Metazoa; Arthropoda; Malacostraca; Decapoda; Penaeidae.
AUGCAUGCAUGUCUAAAAACACACUUAUUGCUCCACUUAUUUCCGCAGAUUGGCUUGAACUUGGGCACAAGUUAUGCAGACGAUGUCCAGCAGACGUGCUUGUCUCCCGAGAAGCAGAUCUUGAGGAACUUCUAUGUCGACUAUUUCCACUCGCCAAGUUCCUGCAAAGCGCCUGACGGGACUACAGUGCACGUCUUCAAGAGCAAAGGGCAUGACAGUGCAACUUACGGGGGGAGUCACUCCUCUAUGUGCGCGAGGCUGCCCGGGAUCUGCCAGAUGAUGCAACAGCACAGAGCACGGGGAAUUCUGGACGAUGGGUGGAAUAUGAUGUCGACUUUGAGAGACAGCCUCGGCCAUUUGUAUACGCUUAUGACAGGUCAAUUCUCUACAUCUUUUCAACCACCGGACGUCGAGGGUUGGUCGGUGCCGCGCCAAUAUCCAAAUGCAGACGAUCGACUUAUUGACUGCCGCGGGGACGACUGUGGAGACUACAGCGUACCCGUGUGUGAAGGUAUAGAGGAUGUGGCCUUCCCUGUAAUGGGUUGGUCAGCUAUCAACAACCAUUCAGUUGUUAUUUUGCAAGAAUUUCCUGUCCUGCUCCAGCCCGUCUUCUUUCGGAAAUGCAAGAGUUCGCAAUCUCAGGUUGUCCACGGACGAUGCGUUCAAGAAUACCUGCCAAUAAAGUUUUUCGUGAAGCCAACUUAUCCUGGAGGUUCAAUUUCCCAAGACUUCGUGAUGGUGGAAUCUGGGUGUCAAGUGGCUGUGGACUUUCACCACAGACAGUGGAAAGACCUCCCUGCACCAGACGACUCAAAGCCAAAGGUCGAAAGAAAAGAUGUAGUGGAAAUGUCUCGGCAGAGUGACCGGCAAUUGUUUUAG